Messenger RNA from Mizuhopecten yessoensis (Yesso scallop), 9898 nucleotides. RefSeq lists its product as uncharacterized. Gene Ontology annotation, molecular function: calcium ion binding. NCBI's taxonomy places the organism in Eukaryota, Metazoa, Mollusca, Bivalvia, Pectinida, Pectinidae. The transcript is spliced from 51 exons. Gene Ontology annotation, cellular component: protein-containing complex; plasma membrane. Bases 473 to 8422 code for a protein of 2649 amino acids. The record is from RefSeq and is a predicted model, not a curated record. Gene Ontology annotation, biological process: establishment or maintenance of epithelial cell apical/basal polarity; heterophilic cell-cell adhesion.
AGCCCAUGACAAUCCCGAAUACAGCAUUACUGUUACAGCUCCUUUCAGUACCACUCAGUCUGCUGAAAAAUGUCUGGAUGCUUUCAAAGCUCAACUUCCUUUUUUUUAUAAUGCGUUUGCAGCUAAUUAUGGUUGUGAAGAUUUCAUUACUGGGACUGUUGUUAAUGAUCAGAAAGUUGAAGUUGGGAGCUUAAAUAAGAUUAUUUUAAAUGUAACAAUAAACUUAGAUCGUGCGGGAUCAGAUGCACACAAAACGUCUUGCCUAACUGCGUUUGAGGCCUUAUUAAAUGUUGGUGUUGUCUCACCACUCAGAUUUUUCCCCCAAUCUAUUACUUGUGAAACUGGUGUUUCAACUGUGUUACCAGUCUACCCAGAAUCAGCUGUUACCAGUUUCGGUUACUCCUGUUCUACACCUGGGCGGGUGCUGAGGACAAUAGAUACAGAAAACAAAUGUGUACCAACUAUUCCUGGGAUGUUUGAGGCAAAUGGUGUUUCUGUAAACUGUACGGAUGGUUUAUACCAGGACGCUGUAGGACAGACAAGCUGUAAGCAAUGCCCUGAUGGAACAGUGGCAGCCACAACAAGGGAUGCAUGUUUAAACACUUGCCCGAGAGGUUUUAUGUCUGAUGAUGGUUUUCCUCCCUGCCGUCCCUGCGCUAAAGAUUAUUACUGGAGCAAUUCUACAUAUUGUGAACAAUGUCCACCCAAUACCAGCACUGUAGAACAGAAUGGCAUGGGAGUUCUUGGGGAUUGUAAAGCUGAAUGUCAGGCUGGAAUGUUUUCCCCUACUGGCUAUGAGCCAUGUAAACCAUGCCCAACAAAUUUCUAUCAGGUGUUGACUGGGCAGAAGGGAUGUUUGGAAUGUCCUGAAACACAGAUAACAAACAGUACUGGCAGUAACAGCUCAAACCAGUGUUGGACACCAGAAUUAUGUCCUGCAUCUCCCACACCAUGCAGUGGAAAUGGUUCAUGCAGUGUGAAAAACCAUGAAAAGUUCUGCAACUGCAAUUCAGGAUACUCUGGAAGCGAUUGUCAACUCAUGAACAAUUUCUGUGAUGAGAGUCCUUGUGUCAGAGGAACUUGUAAUAAUAACCAAGGUAUUAGCUUCACCUGCACAUGCGAUACAGGUUUUACUGGGGACCGGUGUGAUAGAGACACUACAAACCGUUGUACACCAAACACUUGCCAAGCUGGAUCAUGUAGAAAUAUAAAGAACGGUGCUGACUGUCUCUGUCCUCUUACUGGAGGAUUCACACAGCCAAGCUGUGAACGUUUGGACAACUUGUGUGCUGGCAUCCAGUGUUCUAAUGGCGGUACCUGUGUCGCCUUUGGGUCUGUUCGUAAACAAUGUCUCUGUCAGCCGGGAUAUACUGGUGAAAACUGUGAAAUCAAUAUAAAUGAGUGUACUUUGAACCCACAAGGCUGUUUGUAUAAUGGCACAUGUAGUGACGGUGUCAACGCCUACAGCUGCCAGUGUAGACCUGGCUUCAGUGGUAACAGGUGCCAUGUCCGUAACAACUUCUGCAGCACUGACCCUUGUGCAGAUGCUGAAUGCUACAACGACUAUGACAACUAUAAAUCAGUAUGCGUAUGUCAUGAUGGAUUUGAAGUACAAGAUGCUGGAAAUGGGAAAUGUACAUCUACGGUGAAGUGUCCUCUGGGUAAUGCAUUCUGUAAUAAUGGCAGCUGCAACAACGAUAAGUGUUUCUGUCUGAAUGGCUAUACAGGUUCACGCUGUCAGCAUGACUUUACAGACUGUACCAUGAACUCGUGCAAGAAUGGUGGAACAUGUGUAGACAAACAUUCGGGUUUUGACUGUAUGUGUAUGUCUGGCUAUACAGGGAACGACUGCAGUGUCAACAUUAAUGAUUGUUUGGGUCAGUGCCAAGGUGAACAUGUCAUUUCAACAAGCGUAGGAUGUAUGGACAAAGUUAAUGACUUCAUGUGCAACUGUGAAGCAGGAUGGACAGGCAAAAACUGCACAGAGAACAUUGAUGAAUGUGCUAGCUACCCUUGCAGGCAUGGAGCAAGCUGUACUGAUGGGGAUAAUACCUACACAUGUAAUUGUACAAUAGGUUGGACUGGACAAAAUUGUGAUACUGCAAUAAACAACUGCCCUGACAAUAAAUGCAAAAAUGAAGGAAACUGCUUCAACAUGAAUGAAGGAUUCUUCUGCAGUUGCCUUGGAGGAACAACAGGGAAAACAUGCUCCAACUUCCCUCCUGUUUGUAACACCAUCACUCCAUGUACUGCAGCCAAAGGACAGUGUGUUGAUGAGGAAGGCACAGCAAAGUGUGACUGCAUACCAAAUUACACAGGAUCUUCCUGUCAGCUGACAACUUACCAUUGUGGAACUGACCCCUGUCAAAACGAUGGCACCUGUGUGACCGGUAGUGGCAUGGAUUUCUCCUGUAAUUGUCGUGAUUCUUACUAUGGUACAAACUGUGAUGGGUAUACAGAUCCAUGUAGUUCAAAACCAUGUACACCAGGAGCCAACUGUUUGUCAGAUAAGGAUAAGUACUUAUGUUCCUGUCCUGGAGGAGCAGUCCCUACAGAUAAUCAGUGUAAAAGUUCAGCACCAAUUGGUGAAUUAUCUGUGGAUGGAAUGGUAGACACUAGGGGAACCUAUUUGAAUAAUCCCUUUGUGUUCUCCAAUGCUGACAUGUUUUCUGUGAUGCUGUGGGUGCUGUGUAGUAAUGACACCUACAACAAUCCUAUUAUCCUUGCAUUGGAAGAAAGAGAUAUUCAUCACCAAGAACCAGGCUGGAUGGACUCUCCUCCUACUUCUAAUUAUUUGCUGAAAGUGACUAAUGAAGGUGUAGUUUUUGACAAUGGUACUGACUUAAAAAUGGUGGAGUUUGGGAAGAACAUCUGUGACAAGAUCUGGCAUCAUGUAUCAGUGACUUAUCACAAAAACGGUACAACCUAUGUUAAACUGGACUCAACUCCCAAGGAUCCCUUUACGCAGACUGUGCCGCGGUCAUUUUCAAAAGUGUUUCAAGUACUCUUGGGACAAUCUUUUCUUGGAAAAAUAAGUCAAGUGAUGAUUUGGAAUAAAAUUUUGUCCACAUCUGACCAGUUCUUAGCAUUUGGUAAUGUAUACACCAUACCAGAUCCCAAUGAGAUAGUUCAAAAGUGGAUGAACUAUGCACAGACUAAAAGUGUGACGUUUAGUUCUACCAUUACUGUACAUGACAAUAAUCCAACGUUGGAAGAUGAGUUUCAAAUGACAGCAGAUAAGAUGCCUCCAACUGUGGUCAGUUGUCCACCAUUUAGGAAAGAGUUUCCAAUGCCUGAUGAACAGAUAGUAAACUUCCCAGGUUUGAAGAACAGCAUCAGUUUUAAUCAUCCUACAGAUAUCACUAAAUAUUCUUCUGUAGCAGAUGGUGAAUCGUACACUCGUGGGCGAAUUGUCUUGGUUUUCUACGCCAUAGAUGGAAUGAAAAACUUUGCUAUGUGCCGGUUUCCGCUAUACGUUCAAUAUGAUGACUGCCCUGCUCCAGUUUUUAAUGGUGCUUUGACAGAUUUUACUGUGGGUUCCAACAUGAAAGCUCACAAAGCCACUUGCUCUAACAAUUUGGCAAUAUCUGGACCCAUACCAGAGUUUUUCCACUGCACCAAUUUAGGCGUGUACAACCCAGAUGAACCCUAUGAUUCCUUCCUUCUGCCUGCCUGUGGAGCUGUUGGAAUAACUUCGUAUCAAGUCGCGGUGGAUUUGCUUUAUGACCUUGUCAUUUCGUGCAAGUCUGCUGAUCUGGAUGUCUUUGUCGAUAGAUUGAGUACCCGCCUGAGGGCUGUUGGUGUUUGUAAACCUAAUUGUGUAAUAGUACCCAAUCUGAGGUGUGAAACUCUAGAGGGGAAGUUAUUGAGAGUCAGCUUCACAUUGACCGGAUUAGAGGAAAUACUGUCAGUUCCUGUGGAUGGUGUCUCAGUGACCUUUUUGCCCUUUGAAGCCUUGACAUAUGUAGUGUAUAAUACUGAUACUAUGGAUUUUGAGCUAGUUACAGCUGGAGCUAUUCUACGAAAAAAUGUUCAGUCUAUCACUAUAACACAGUCAAUGUCUUGUGCCAGUGGAUACCAGCUUGUUGGUGAACAAUGUGUUCAAUGUUCCGCGGGCCAGUACUAUGACACUAACACCAAGAUGUGUAAGUUUUGCCAGAAGAACACCUACCUGGAUGAAGCUGGACAAACCAUCUGUAAACCUUGUGAUGGCAAUAAGGUUACGUUGAAUGAGGGAGCUACUUCUCAAAGUCUUUGUGUUGAAAACUGCACUGCUGGUAACUUUUACAAUAAGUCAUCAACCAGCUGUCAGGUGUGUGCAAAGAAUUUCUACCAAGAAAAUAAUGGCAUGGAUUACUGUGCUUUUUGUCCAAUCCAAAAAAUCACCACUGGCACUGGGUCAGAUUCAUUUACUGACUGCAAUGAUGACUGUCCGGUAGGGGAGGAGAGAGUUGAGAGUAACCAGGCGUGUGUUCAAUGUCCUAUUGGGAUGUACCGCACACAGUUAAAUGUCAAGUGUAUACCUUGCCCAUCAGAAUUUACAACAGAACAGAAAGGCACAACUGAUGAAUCUGGAUGUAACAUCAGAAUUUGUUACAAUGGAACCUUCCGGAAUAAAUCUAAUUCAUGUGAGGAUUGCGCAACUGGUUAUUACCAGGACGAGAAUUUCAAGGAUGAAUGUAAAAAGUGCCCAUCAUCAGAAUCCACAAGAAAUAUGGGAUCUAACAGUUCUUCGCAGUGUGAAUUUGUUUGUGGAGCAGGAGAAGAAAUUAUCACAGGACAAAGGAAAUGUAAACAAUGCGAUAGAAGAUUCUACCAUACUGGUGAUCAUCCUGAUAUUUUUGAUCCCUGUUCAGAAUGCCCUACCAACAAAACCACAGAGGUCACGGGCUCCACUCAUAGGGAGAACUGUACCAUAGAAAUCUGUGCCAUGGGUCAGGAAGUAAAUAGCAGUGGUGACAGCUGUAUAGACUGUCCCUACAACACAUUCCAGGACAAAGACGUGCCGACAUCACAUCAACGUUGUGUACAGUGUUCAGGCAGCAAAGCCACCAAAUACAUGAAGACUAUCAGCUUUAGUGACUGUCUUUUCUAUUGUCCACUUGCUGGUACACAAGACGAUGGAAAUGGCAACUGUAUGUCCUGUCCCAGGGGAACCUUCCGUUCAGUCGAUGACCACAGUACAGCCUUCUUACCAUGUGAAAACUGUACUGCUGGUAAGACUACAGAAACUACAGGCAGCAUGAGUUCCCACAACUGUUCUAUAGAUAUUUGUAGUAAGGGACAGGAGUUAAACAACACUGGUGCCUGUCUGGACUGCCCCUACGAUUUUUACCAGGAUAUUGAAAUGCCAAAAUCUGUGGAAAAAUGUAAGCCUUGUGAUUCCAACAAAGCCACAGACAACAUGAAAUCCACCAGUAACAACGACUGUAAACGUUAUUGUAAAGAACCUGGUACCGAGUUAAAUGAUCAGGACAUGUGUGUUCCUUGUGCAAGGGGCACUUAUCGCUCCAUCGAAGACCGUACAAAGUACUUCGCACCAUGCAUGAACUGUAGCAAUGGCAGAACUACAGAAGGGCCAGGCAGCAUUAGUAGCGUGAACUGUUCUAUUGAUAUGUGUUCAGCUGGAGAGGUUCUUAACUCUGCUGGCAAUUGUGAACGAUGUCCCAAAGGCAGCUACCAACCCAUUACCUAUCCAAACUCAGCUGUGACAUGUACUAAAUGUCCUUCAAACAAAGCCACAAUGGACGAUGGACAGACCUCAGAGGACAGUUGUGUCCGUGUGUGUAGUGCUGGCCAGCAGUACAACAAUGUGUCUGACCAGUGUGAACCAUGUGACAAAGGUACCUGGAACAAUGCUAACGAGACAAUGAAAUUCCAGCAGUGUGCUUCCUGUCCUGUUAACUACACUACAACUGGUGGAAGCAGUACUGAUUUAAGUAACUGUACUGUAUUGGAUUGUGAUCCAGGCUCUUACAUAUCUGGAGAUAACUGUUUGCUUUGUCCUCUGGGAACAUACCAGCCCGACCGCUAUCAAGCUAGUUGUAAAGAUUGUGGCUCCAACCAGAACACAUCCGAAACUGGUAGAACUAUGGAGUCGGACUGUCAAAUUUGGUGUGGUCCUGGACUGGCUGGUUCGACUACGUGUCAGAAAUGUCCACUUGAUACAAUAAAACCACAAGCUGGUCUUUCCAACUGUGUAUCCUGUGAGGAAAGCUUUGCAAACUUUACUUCCAACGAAAAUAGAAUAUCAUGUGACGUUUUGUUCUGUGAUAAGGGCUUUCAGUACAAUGGGACUUCUUCACCUGCCAGAUGUGACCCCUGUAAACAAGGGGAAUACAAAGAAGCACGAGGAAGAGCAACACUCUGUGUUACCUGUCCCCCUGGCUUUACCACAAGUGGUGAAGCCUCCACAGACAAGAGUAACUGUGACCAGCUCCAUUGUGUGAAAGGAGAGUACUACGAUUCAACAAACCAGUCCUGUCAGCAAUGUCCCAUUGGCUCCUACAAGGACACCGUUGGGAAUACUAACUGUACGACGUGUGGCACAGGUUUUACCACGGCAAUUACCGGAGCCACUUCCGGAGACGUAUGUACUGUUGUUGUAUGUCCAGCUGGACAGAAGAGGAUUGCAAUUACUAAUAGUUGUGAGGUCUGUCCCAUUGGCCAGUACCAACCAAAUCAAGGAGAGAGUAACUGUAUUCCUUGUUCCCCUGGGACAUACACCACCCGGACCACUGGCACAGAUUUACAGUCUGACUGUGUGGACAACUGCAGCCCUGGCUAUGAGUAUAACACAACUAGCAGAGUGUGUGUUGCCUGUGGCCUGGGAACCUAUAAGUCUCAGGUUGGAAAUUGGAAAGCUGACCAAACGACAGUCAUAAACUGUACAUCUUGUCCACCCUUGAAAACUACAACAUCCGCAGCAUCAACUUCCUCUACUGCCUGUUCCUUAGAUUUAUGUGAUGUUGGAACAUACCAGAAGGAUGGUGCAUGCGUCAGCUGUGAAAAAGCUAAAUACCAGGAUGAAAAGGGUCAAACCGAAUGUAAAUCAUGUGGCGCCGGAAAAACAACCAAGGUCUUCUCAGGGGCUACAUCCAUUGUCGACUGUAUUCCUGAUUGUCCACUUGGGAAAGAUCACAACUUGACAAGUUCUGACUGUUGCUGUACAGACUGUGCAAUCUCAUACUAUGUUGAUAAAAGUAAAGGAGAAUAUUGUAUUAAGUGUCCUACUGGAACAACCAAUUUGGCACCAGGAUCAGUAGACUGUCCUUAUACAGAUAGUACCCCAACUGUAAAAGAAACAGUGACUGUCGUGUUCCGGUUGCGGUUGAAUGUUUUAUUAGAUUGUGCUAAUGAAAACAGUAAAAGUAUAUAUGCUAACAAUGUUAAAAUCAAGCUUGUAGCAGUAUUUAAAACUCUGAGGUUUGAUGUUUGUUCCACCCCUUCAUGUGACAAUAUCGCUUCAUUGGUUGUUGUAUUCCCCAACUCUGGGGGUUGUAACCAAGGAGGGGGUUCAAGACGCAAAAGGAAUACAGGCACUAUUGUGGAUCUGGAUGUAUCGGUCAAUUCAUUGCCAAACCCAGCUACAUCAACAGAUAACAGUGGAGUCAAAAGACCUAUACAGGAUGUGAUUAAUGAGAUGAUCAACACCAACCCAUCCAGUAUAGCACCUCAAGGUUCCACCCUCGAUGGAGCCAGUGUGACAAGUAUCACUCAACAGUGUAUUGCUGGACAAGUCCUCACCGGUACUGCCUGUGGGCCUUGCCCUGUGGGAACCUAUGAGAAUUCAGGAACUUGUGCUAAUUGUCCCGUUAACCAGUACCAAGAUGUAACUGGCCAAACAACUUGUAAACAAUGCAGCAGCUCCAGUAGCAUUAACAUCUAUACAGCUGGAACCAACUCUACCUCAGUAUCACAGUGUCUCUCUACAUGUGAAGUGAACUCCAACUACUGUAAGAAUGGAGGUACAUGUGUUGCUAGCCAGACAGUUUAUUGCCAAUGUGGAUCACGAUACUCAGGCACCAACUGUGAGAACAGGAGUGAACCAGACGACUCAACUUGGAUUUACAUUGUGGCAGGGACGAUUGGCGGACUUGUGUUCCUGCUCAUCAUCAUUAUUAUCAGUGUGGUGUUCUGCAGACGAUCAAGUUCCCCGAAAACCAAGAUUGUGUAUGAGAAGCAAGAUCCAUCACAAAGUAAUCAUGGAUAUCAGAGUUACCCUGACGCUGUUGGCUACCCCUAUCAACAGGCAAUGAUAGGCCAGCAAGCCAUGUCCCAGGCCCUGCCUGAGACCUACUACAUGCCCUACCAUCAGCCCUACCAGCAGCCACGAGCCAUUACCAACAGACAAUACCGUGGCUUUGAGGUGGAUGAGGAUAACUCAUCUGCAUACAAGUGGACAUCUUUCUCCGAACAUUGAGUUCCAAAAUGACAGCACUAGCAAUUCUGGAUCAUAGAAAUGUCCUCUUCUCAAGUGAUAGAGAUACCACACAUUGGAAUGGCAUUGACAAAGGAGAAGAUACAUCAACAUCUGUUUCAAUUAGAAGAUUCUGUAGUUAAAGUGUCUUUCAUUAAUUUUACAAAUUUUUAAAGAUGGAGGACAUCAAACGGCACAUUCAGCAAUUAUUCUGCAUAAUAGCUAGGUUUCAUUAAAAUGUCUUGGCCACAUCUUCAACAUUUGACACAUUUUCAUCAAAAUUGCUUAUAAUAUUUGUAUAUAAAGGAAAUGCUACAAUAAUGAAUUCAAAAAGAUCACAUUAUUUGCUCUUCCAGUAAGAACGAUUUUAAAAAUAGCAUUCAAAUGGUGCUGCAAAUUGUGAUUCUGUUAAUGAAUUUCAUUUACAAAAAAAUGUAUCUUCUACCUAAUCAGGUACUUUAAUUUAUCCUAUUUUUAUGUCAUACAGUCAAGAAACAUUAAAUGCAGCUUGGACUGUACUUGAAUUUAUUUGUAUGAUAUAUCUACAGCAAAACACUUUUAACCCCAGUCCCAUUAGCUACCCAUUAAUUAAUACCAGUUAACCCCAGUCCCAUUAGUUACCUUUUAAUUAAUACCCAUUAACCCCAGUCCCAUUAGUUACCUGUUAAUUAAUACCCAUUAACCCCAGUCCCAUUAGUUACCUAUUAAUUAAUAGCUGUAAACCCCAGUCCCAUUAGUUAACUGUUAAUUAAUUCCCAUUUACCCCAGUCCCAUCAGUUACCUGUUAAUUAAUACCCUAAUUAAUUCCCAUUAACCCCUGUCCCAUUAGUUACCUGUUAAUUAAUACCCGCUUACCCCAGUCUCAUUAGUUAACUGUUAAUUAAUUCCCAUUAACCCCAAUCCCGUUAGUAAAUAACUUUGUUAAUAGUAAACCCUGGUCUAAUUAGUUAGUACCUGUACUGCUAGUUUAUACCUGUAAUCCCUGGUCUGAUUAGUUAGUACCUGUACUGCUCGUUUAUACCAGUAAGCCCUGGUCUGAUUAGUUAAUACCUGUACUGCUAGUUUAUACUAGUAAGCCCAGGUCUGAUUAGUUAGUACCUGUACUGCUCGUUUAUACCAGUAAGCCCUGGUCUGAUUAGUUAGUACUUGUACUGCUAGUUUAUACCAGUAAGCCCAGGUCUGAAUAGUUAGUACCUGUACUGCUAGUUUAUUCCAGUAAGCCCUGGUCUAAUUAGUUAGUACCUGUACUGCUAGUUUAUUCCAGUAAGCCCUGGUAUGAUUAGUUAGUACCUGUACUGCUAGUCUAUACCAGCAAGCCCUGGUCUGAUUAGUUAGUACCUGUACUGCUAGUUUACACCAGUAAGCCCUGGUCUAAUUAGUUAGUACCAGUACUGCUAGUUUAUACCAGUAAGCCCUUGUCUGAUUAGUUAGUACCUGUACUGCUAGUCUAUACCAGCAAGCCCUGGUCUGAUUAGUUAG